Molecule: messenger RNA, 342 nt
Organism: Echinostoma caproni
Lineage: Eukaryota; Metazoa; Platyhelminthes; Trematoda; Plagiorchiida; Echinostomatidae
Source: the annotation of a GenBank genome assembly
CAUUCGGAUCCAGAUAUUCAUGAAGAUAUUGCGACAACCACCAUGACUGUGGUGGCAAACAGUACCGAUGACGAGUCGGAUGAUGCGGACGACAACAUACCCUUAUCCAAGUUCGUUCCCAUAAAAACGGUCCAACAAGACCCGCCAUCCCCUGAACCUGUCCCAUCACCUGAACCCGAACCGACUGUCGUUUUAUGUCCGUGCACAAAGCCCGCCGUGCUAGAUGAUCCUCGCUGGGAUGGGCAAUACUGUUCUCCAGAAUGUCUCAUAUCGGUUUGCCAUCGAGCUUUCGAAUUCUGGCUUCGCAUGCACAGAGACGGUGCGGGGAUUUCUGGUUGUUGA